AUGUUGGUUCAAAAAUCGAGAGUUAAAUGGCUUAAGGAAGGUGAUUCUAAUAGUGGUUUCUUUCAUAAGGUGAUGAAGGAAAGGAGAAGUCAUAACCAUAUAGGACUCAUAGUUACGGAAGGUGGAUUGUUGGAUUCGGUCUCAGAGAUUAAGGAGGAGGUUCAGAAUCAUUUUUCAAACAAGUUUAUUGACUGGGAGAAGGAUAGAUUGCCAUUGGAAGGGAUUGAUUUUAAAAGUACUAGUAUGGAGGAUAGUUUGUCGCUUGAAAGUCCUUUUCAAGAGGAAGAGAUUAAGGAAGCCAUUUGA
Molecule: messenger RNA, 306 nt
Organism: Vicia faba (fava bean)
Lineage: Eukaryota; Viridiplantae; Streptophyta; Magnoliopsida; Fabales; Fabaceae
Source: the annotation of a GenBank genome assembly